AAAACACACAGACAUCGCAGGAGAGAAAAAAAAGGCAAAGACCAAAAAGAACAGAGAGAGAGAGAGAGAGAGAGAGGAAGAAAGAUCCGAAAAUAAAACUAUCUUCCUCCUCUGAGAAAAUAUCUCACAUUCUGAGCAAAGAGAAAAAAAAAAGGAAGAAACUUUCGAAUCUGUCUUUGUUUGCUGUUGAAUCAUCGUGAUCGUCGUCGUCCUUCAUUGUCCAGAAACUGCUGUGACUUUGUCCUUUUUCUUACAUGCGACUCAUGUCAGACACUCACCAUGUUCAGAGCUCUACUGGGUCGGUUCGAUCUUCCCAAAAAAUCGAAGAUGCUUUUAGGAAGAUGAAAGUUAAUGAUGGAAACGGAGUGGAGCAACCUGAUCCGUAUCCAGAUCGUCCCGGUGAAAGAGAUUGCCAGUUCUAUCUGAGAACUGGUCUCUGUGGCUAUGGAAGCACUUGCCGUUUUAAUCAUCCUACUAACCUUCCACAGGUUAUGUACUACAACGAGGAGCUCCCGGAGAGGAUUGGCCAGCCGGAUUGUGAGUAUUAUCUCAAGACAGGAGCUUGUAAGUACGGUUCAACAUGUAAAUACCAUCACCCAAAGGACAGGAACGGAGCAGAACCUGUCUUGUUCAAUGUUCUCAACUUACCAAUGCGUCAGGGUGAGAAGCCGUGUCCAUAUUACCUGCGAACUGGAACUUGCAGAUUCGGAGUCGCUUGCAAAUUCCACCAUCCUCAACCUGAUAAUGGACACUCUACUGCUGCUGCAUAUGGGAUGCCUACUUUUACUUCUGCAGGUUUACAUCAUGCUGGUGGAUUAACGAUGGUGCCUACUUAUGGAACUUUGCCUCGUCCGCAACUUCCUCAGUCCUAUGUGAUGGUUUCAUCCUCUCAAGGUCUCAUGCCUCCUCAGAGCUGGGCCACUUACAUGGGUGCAUCUAACUCCAUGUAUGGUGUUGUGAAGAAUCAAGUUUAUUACCCUGGUUCUAGUGCACCAAUGCACAUGGGUGUGACAUUGAAUGGUGUUGAUUUGUCUGAAAGAUCCGAACAACAACAACAAUGUCGGUUUUUUAUGAACACUGGGACAUGUAAAUAUGGAGACCACUGCAAAUACACUCACGUCAGUGUAAGAGUUUCACCACCACCGCCUCCACCAAAUUUCAUGAACCCUUUUGUUCUCCCAGCGAGACCUGGACAACCAGCUUGUGGUAGCUUCAAGUCAUUUGGAUUCUGUAAGUUUGGACCAAACUGCAACUUCGACCACUCGGUGCUGCCAUAUCCUACAGGCUUACCCAUGCCUUCGUCUCUGCCUAAUCCUUAUCCUUCACAUGUUCCAUCCAAUUAUCAGAGGAUCUCACCAACGCCAAGCCGCUCUGGCUCAAAGGCUAUGCAUAAUGAUAAGCCUGAUGUCAAGAAGGAAAUGCCAGGGACUGAGAAACCGGAACAAGUGCAGGACUUGUCAUCACCACGAUCAUGAUUCAUGAUCACAGCAACGAAAAGCAUCAACAAUAUGGCUGGACCUCCCCCCACUCAGGCUUCUAAAGAUCUCAAUGAUCUAUCCCUCUCUUUGCCCUUUUUUUGUUAAUUUUUUUGGUGGAAGAGGAGUGGAGGUUGAAGGUGUUUCUUUUUCUUUUUUAUUUUGGAUGAAAACAACAUAGGACGAAACCUUUUUUUGGUGGUAUGUAUGGGUUUUGAACAACAAAACGAAAACAGAAAACGAAACAAGAUAAAUAGUAAAACUAGUCCCAAGAACUAGACUCAUUUAUCGAA
Messenger RNA from Brassica rapa (field mustard), 1768 nucleotides. RefSeq names its product zinc finger CCCH domain-containing protein 3. Gene Ontology annotation, molecular function: mRNA binding; metal ion binding. The record is from RefSeq and is a predicted model, not a curated record. Lineage: Eukaryota; Viridiplantae; Streptophyta; Magnoliopsida; Brassicales; Brassicaceae.